GAGUGCACCGCGGCAGUGUGCAUGGCGGCUCUCCUCUUCGCCACAUGUUCCGGAUAAACACCGCCCUCCCGGCUCCAGACUCCAGCUCUACCCGCACAUCAGCGCUCUGUCCCGGUGACAGAACCAGCUCCGGACCGCUCCAGACCCGGGGACUGACGGGCCUCUGUGUGUCCGAACAGAAAGCACGAUGCUGGGCGUGGAGAUCUCCGUGCUCCGGGGCUUUUUGACCCAAGCUGAAGCGGCGGAAUGGAAGCAAAGCGUGUUCAGCCUCCCAGAUGUGGGUCCUUUGUUGGAGCUGUUUUUUGAGGGCAACUUCCGAGGUGUCCUCCAGAGUCCUCUAAUCCAGGAGCUGCUGUGUGGAGACAGCGGCCAUGUUGGUGAUGGCACAGAUCUCGAGGCUCACCUGGAGAAAAGGCUGAAGAUUUACCUGGACACCGCCACCGAGCAAGACAACAGAGAGGUGGUGCUCUUGCUGCUGACCGUCUCCUGUCUGCAGAUGUUUGCUCAGAGUAACUGGACUGGACCUCCUCUGGAUGUUCAGGACUCUGAGAUCCUGCCUCCUGCUCUGCUCCAAACACAGGUGCGGGCUUCUGUCCUGUCAUCUCUGCUCAUUGAUGGGGAGUCGGUCUACCCUCUGGUGUCUAACCCUCUGCUCCUGCUCCUGUCCAGGGUCCUCCUGACCCGGGUGCUCCACUCUGGGUCUCUAAAGCUGGUCUCGUGGUGGACUCUGCGUUACCUGUCGCUCCAUCAGCAGAUCCUGGAGGCCUGUUCUCCUCAGCUCCUGUCUCUGGCCCAAAGCUCCAUCAGAUCAGUGGAGGAGAGCAGGUCGUCUCUGGAGGCACAUCUGAACUUGCAGGUGCAGUUCCAUCUCGAGUGUGUCUACAUAAACCUGAGCUAUUACGAGUAUUCAGAGGCAAAGGAGCACGUGAGGAGAUCCCAGGAGCUGUCGGGGUUGUCUGUGAACCUCACCGGGGCUCUUGGAAAACGGACACGGUUUCAACAGAAGAGUUUAGCUCAGCUCAUCCUGGAAGUGAAGAGAACCAACGAGCGAUCUGAUUGGACCAACAGUGACACAAGCCCCGCCCCCACACCUGUCAGUCUACUGCCAAAGGACUGUGCUCUGAACGAUGACACUCGUUUGGAGAAAAUAAAGCUGGAGGAUCCGGACGAGUUCCAACUCCCAGAUCUGAGCCCCGAGGAGCAGGCUGUGGUCCUAGGACUGUGCACAGACUUCCAGAAGAACAAUCCUCUGCACAAGCUGACGGAGGAGGAGCUGCUCGCCUUCACCUCGGCGCUGUUGUCUCGGCCUCAGAUUUUCUCGUUGGAGGUUUCUGCUCUGAGCCUCAGGACCAAACUGGAGCGAGGACAGAGGAGAUGUGUGGAGAGAGCCAUGAUGCAGACACAGGCUUUGGUGAAUUAUUUUGAGGAGACGAACUGCCCAGUGUCUGAGCGCCUCAAGAUGUUCUACGUGUGUCGACCCCCAACCAGGUGGAACAUACAGAAAACCCUUGCCUCUCUCCUGAUGGACCUGGGUUGCACCAGCUCGGCUCUGCUCACCUUUGAGAAGUUGCAGAUGUGGGAAGACGUGGUCAUCUGCCACGAGAGACUGGGACAACACGGGAAGGCAGAGGAGAUUGUGCGCAGGGAGCUGGAGAAGCAGGAAACCCCAAGUCUAUGGUGCCUCCUGGGGGACAUCCUGAGGGAGCACCAGUACUACGACCGGGCCUGGGACCUGUCAAAACACCGCAGCGCUAGAGCAAUGAGGUCCAAGGGGCUGCUCCACCUGCAGCAUAAGGAGAUGGAGCAGUGCGUCCGGUGCUUCGAGGAGUCGCUCAGGAUUAACAGAAUGCAGUUGGGGCUGUGGUUCUCUUUGGGCUGUGGUUACCUCACUCUGGAGAACUAUGAAGGAGCAGCGCUGGCGUUUCAGUCAUGUGUCUGCAUCGAACCAGACAACGCAGAGGCCUGGAACAACCUGUCCACUGCCUACAUCCGCCUGAAGAAAGACUACAAGGCCUUCCUCACCCUGCAGGAGGCGCUCAAGUGCAACUAUGAGUCGUGGCAGAUCUGGGAGAAUUUUCUGUUGGUGAGCACCAACAUCGGAGCCUUCAACGAUGCCAUCAGAGCGUACCAUCGUCUCAUGGAUCUGAGGGAUGCGUAUAAGGACACAGAGGUUCUGGAGUACCUGGUGCGUGCUGUUGUAAAGGACCUGCCUGACAGACAGGGGGCACCCUCUUCUGCACUGAAGCCCAAACUGAAAGAGCUGUUGGGCAGAGUGAGCGCACGGCACAGUGGGGACCGAGCUGUGUGGACGCAGUACGCUGUGCUGUACGGAGGGGGCGCUACUGAGAACAUAGAAGACAAUGAGAAGGCUCUUCAGUUUCUGUCCAAAGCUCAUCGCUGUGAACUGCAGAGCUCUGACUGGCACCAGGACCCUUCACUGUUCAAGGGAGUCCUGCAGAGGGCGCUGUGCAUGGGGCAAGUGAGUGUGUCUGUGGCUCGGUCUAAGUCGAGUCCAGCUGAAGCUCUGCAGGUUCUGUCCUCAAGUCGUCUCAGUCUCAACAGUCUGCUCUCCAAGGCCAAGCAAAACCACAAGGACGUAGCCACAGGAGAGAUUCACUCGGAGAUGAAGGAAGAGGUCCAGACUUUGGAAAAUCUCAUCAAAGAAAUUCAGGAAGUGAGCGCCGCCCUCCGGAGCCAAUCAUAGUGAAGCUACACAGACAACAACCAAUGCUGGACAGACCCUAAUGUCCACAGCCAAUCAGACAACAGCUUACUGACCAACCAGGAAGUGAAAGACUUGGAGACCAAUCACAGCCAAGCUUACAGUCCAGCUGUGUGAUGUGAGGAUCUGAAGUCUGGGGGUGGAACUUGUAUCACUCACGUAUGAGUGCCAGUUUCUUCAGUGGAUCAGAUUAUGUUUUGAACAGACUCAUGAGGAACUAUGGAAAUACAAGAGACAUUAGAAUACGAAAUAUGUUUACACCAUCAUGGAUAAAGAUAAAGAUGAGUUAUAAAAGUACAUUUGUGAGUUUUAACAAAUUAACUUCAACUUCAAGGCCCUGUCCAGUUUUUUCCACAUAUUUCUGCAAAAUGUGUUUUGUCCCAGUACAGAUAUAUUAUAAGCAACUCUUGAGUUCAAAAUAAGCCUGUGUACUGUCUGCAUCCAAUUAUAAAGCAUUUUAUUAUAGGAAGUGCUUGUUAGCAUGCUAGUUGUUGCUAGCUUUACUUUACUCUCUGAGAGUUGUGAAGCUCUUACAAACUCAUCAUGGUGAAUAAUUAGAAUGCUCAGAAUGCAUAAGGUAAGUGAGGAGUAACUUUGGUUUCUGUUUUUCACGUUUUUUUAAGAUGAUAAAUCUGAAACGGUGCCUUGCCAGAUACAGUGGUCAGUGCUGUACAUUUUAAAAUCACAGUAUCAGUUUCAGAGACAUUAGCAAGACGGAUAUUAGCUCAAAAAAUCCCUAUCCCGUUGCUUUGGUUCCAACCUGCAGAGCUGGUUUUAUGGUGACUUAGACCCGCCCACCUUCUCUUCCUAUUGGUCAGCCUCUGUCAUGAAUGAGUGACAGGUGGGUUUAACCAAUCACAGAGAAGAAUUAACUCUCAGAAGUAGCGGUUUCCUCUUUAGGGUGAUAGAAAGGGCACAAAAAUGUGAUCAAAUUAAGGUUGUAAUAUUUUCUGUCUGGCUGAAUCACCACAAAGUGAAGUUUCAUGAGGGAUUUUAUUUUGGGGAGAAGGCAGACUUUACUUUAGAGGGUUCCAGUUUUCACCUUAUGUUUGUUAUAAUCAAUUAUGUUUUUUAUACCUCUGUAAUGAACUGGCCACAAAAGUAAAUAUUUUAAAUUCUU
Molecule: messenger RNA, 3842 nt
Organism: Periophthalmus magnuspinnatus
Lineage: Eukaryota; Metazoa; Chordata; Actinopteri; Gobiiformes; Gobiidae
Gene: ttc27
Product: tetratricopeptide repeat domain 27
Exons: 20
Coding region: 188-2704 (838 amino acids)
Molecular function (GO): protein binding
Source: RefSeq, a predicted model, not a curated record